AUGAACUGGAGACGUUUAUGCUGUUGUUGCCCCUGUAAGGUUCAAGAUCAGAUCAGCGAGAAUAAGAGCAGGGAUUUCCCUUGGGAAAUAUAUACUCUCAAGGAGAUUGUACAUGCAACAAACAACUUCCAUAACGAUAAUAAGAUCGGCGAAGGCGGAUUCGGAAGCGUAUAUUGGGGUCGUACAAGUAAAGGCGUCGAGAUUGCAGUAAAACGACUGAAGGCGAUGAGUGCAAAGGCAGAGAUGGAGUUUACCGUGGAAGUAGAGAUUCUUGGGAGGGCGAGGCAUAAGAAUCUAUUAGGGUUGAGAGGAUUUUAUGCGAGUAGGGACGAAAAAUUAAUAGUCUAUGAUUACAUGCCUAACCAUAGUUUAACAACUCAUCUGCAUGGCCAACUCGCCACCGACUGCCUUCUCGAUUGGUCCCGUAGGAUGCGCAUUGCCGUCGGUUCGGCCGAAGGUCUUGCGUACUUGCAUCAUGAGGCCAAUCCUCAUAUAAUACACAGAGAUAUAAAGGCCAGCAAUGUUCUUUUAGAUGAAAACUUCGAAGCAAAAGUUGCUGAUUUCGGGUUUGCAAAGCUAAUACCGGACGGCGUUACGCAUAUGACGACUAGGGUGAAGGGAACUCUCGGAUAUUUGGCGCCUGAAUAUGCAAUGUGGGGAAAAGUUUCCGAGAGUUGUGAUGUGUAUAGUUUCGGCAUUUUGCUUCUAGAGAUCAUUAGUGCAAAGAAACCAUUGGAGAAACUUCCUACUGGUGUGAAACGUGACAUAGUGCAAUGGGUUACCCCAUAUGUACAAAAGGGUGCAUUUAAUCGAAUUGCAGAUCCGAGGUUGAAGGGGAAAUUUGAUCGAGCCCAGCUUAAGUCGGCGGUGAUGGUGGCAUUGAGAUGCACCGACGGUAAACCGGAGAAUCGGCCUAGCAUGUUGGAAGUAGUGGAGUGGCUAAGGGGUGACGUUGAGAGAAGAAAAGAGGUGACCAAUAUUGAACAUGUGCUUGAGGAAAGCGGACAUGAUGGAACGAAGGUUUUAGAAUAA
This is a messenger RNA of Hibiscus syriacus, 1032 nucleotides long. RefSeq names its product PTI1-like tyrosine-protein kinase At3g15890. Gene Ontology annotation, biological process: protein phosphorylation. Bases 1 to 1032 code for a protein of 343 amino acids. The transcript has 4 exons. Gene Ontology annotation, molecular function: ATP binding; protein kinase activity. The record is from RefSeq and is a predicted model, not a curated record. NCBI's taxonomy places the organism in Eukaryota, Viridiplantae, Streptophyta, Magnoliopsida, Malvales, Malvaceae.